Echinops telfairi (small Madagascar hedgehog) is the source of this 1625-nucleotide messenger RNA. RefSeq names its product uridine monophosphate synthetase (gene UMPS). Bases 3 to 1436 code for a protein of 477 amino acids. The record is from RefSeq and is a predicted model, not a curated record. Gene Ontology annotation, molecular function: orotate phosphoribosyltransferase activity; orotidine-5'-phosphate decarboxylase activity. Gene Ontology annotation, biological process: 'de novo' UMP biosynthetic process; 'de novo' pyrimidine nucleobase biosynthetic process. The transcript is spliced from 6 exons. NCBI's taxonomy places the organism in Eukaryota, Metazoa, Chordata, Mammalia, Afrosoricida, Tenrecidae.
CGAUGGCGGCCACCCCUGUCGCCUUGGCGCCGUUGGUAACCUGUCUGUACGACGUGCAGGCUUUCAAGUUCGGGGACUUCGUGCUGAAAAGCGGGCUGUCCUCCCCCGUCUACAUUGACCUGCGGGGCAUCGUUUCUCGGCCGCGUCUCCUGAGUCAGGUCGCAGAUAUUUUAUUUCAAACUGCCCGAAAUGCAGAGAUCAGUUUUGACACUGUAUGUGGAGUGCCUUACACAGCUUUGCCAAUGGCCACAGUUCUGUGUUCAACCAACCAAAUUCCAAUGCUUAUUAGAAGGAAAGAGAAAAAGGACUAUGGCACUAAGCGUCUUGUGGAAGGAGCCGUGAAUCCAGGAGAAACCUGUUUGGUCAUCGAGGACAUCGUCACCAGCGGCUCCAGUGUCUUGGAGACCGUUGAGGUUCUUCAGAAGGAGGGCCUCAAGGUCACGGAUGCCAUAGUGCUUCUGGACAGAGAGCAGGGGGGCAAGGAGAUGUUGGCGGCGCACGGGAUUCGUCUCCACGCCGUGUGCACCUUGUCCAAAGUGCUGGCGAUCCUUGAGCAGCAGCAGAAGCUCGACGCUGAGAUGGUCGGGCGAGUGAAGAGGUUCAUUCAGGAGAAUGUGUUCGUGCCUGGCAGUGCGCCCCCUUCCGUACCAAAAGCACCCAAAGAACUGAGCUUCGCAGCCCGGGCAGAGCUGCCUGGGACCCACCGCAUCGCAGCGGGGCUUCUCCGGUUAAUGCAGAAGAAAGAGACCAAUCUCUGUCUGUCUGCCGAUGUCUCCGAGGCCAGGGAGCUGCUGCAGCUCGCCGAUGCCUUAGGACCCAGCAUCUGCCUGCUCAAGACUCACGUGGAUAUUCUGAACGACUUCACUCUGGAUGUGAUGAAGGAGCUGUCAGCUCUGGCAAGGCGUCAUGAGUUUUUAAUAUUUGAAGACCGGAAAUUUGCAGAUAUUGGCAACACAGUAAAAAAACAAUACGAAGCUGGUGUCUUUCAGAUCGCUUCCUGGGCAGAUGUAGUAACUGUGCAUGCAGUGCCGGGCUCGGGCGUGGUGAAAGGCCUGGGAGAAGUGGGCCUGCCCCUCCAGCGAGGGUGCCUGCUGAUCGCCCAGAUGAGCUCCGCGGGCUCCCUAGCCACGGGGGACUACACCGACGCAGUGGUUAAAAUGGCCGAGGAGCAUUCUGAGUUUGUGGUGGGCUUUAUUUCUGGCACCCGAGUGAGCACCAAACCAGAAUUCCUUCAUUUGACUCCGGGAGUUCAAUUACAAACAGGAGGGGAUAAUCUUGGCCAGCAGUACAACAGCCCGCAAGAAGUUAUCGGCAAACGAGGUUCUGACAUCAUCAUCGUGGGCCGAGGCAUCCUGUCAGCUGCGGAUCGUCUGGAAGCAGCCGAGAUGUACAGGAAAGCCGCAUGGGAAGCUUAUUUGAGUAGACUUGGUGUGUGAGUGCCUUCCAUGCCCUUGAAGAUACUGGGUGCCCCAAGAUGCACUCUCUUGCAAUGAGCAGCUUUUAACACUGCUUGGGUCUUCCUCCACACUUGCCGGAAUGGUUUGGGCAUUAUCAGGGUCGGAGGGAAACACCAGGUGAUUUGUCAUACUGGAUUGUUGUUGUCAUAAAUUCAUUUUCUAGCCUUG